AUGGCGCAAUCGAGCAGACUCGCCGACUUCGCCCACAAACCAAGGAGGUUACGGAUCCGACAGGUUGGGGGGAACGUGGAAAAGGCUCAUGGCUUCAUUUCGGUAGCCUGCAGAUCACCAACGGCAGCCGCUGUACCCUAUCGCAAUCCAGCAGGGCCCGGCCCGGUUCGUGACGUCGAGCUUCAAAGUUCGGUGAGCUACCAAGGUGUUACUGCAAAGCAUCAGCAACCUCUGGAGUCCUGGACUCUGUACCUAGCCACUAGCGCGGGCAGUCUGCAGGAAACCUGCAUGGAAGCCAACAUGGAGCCAAGAAACAGCGAGUCAAGUGCAACUGUCAGUAUCCAAGUCUUCAUUGGUUAUCUGAGGGGGAAGACCGAGAGAGGGAAAUCUCACGGCAACCCCGGUAUCGCCGGGAGGAGGCAUCCCAGUUCACCGUGGGUCGGAUGGGACAGGUACGCGGCGCGCCAAGAUAACGAAGCUUACAGUUUAUCAUUGCUUGAGCUGUCAAGUUUGCGCCCUUAUCCUAUGAGCUGCCUCACAUCCCAGCACUCUGUGGUUCUACCACCCAAUACCACCGGUGAUCACAAGCUUUCCGAACUUGGGAUGAUGACGGGGCAAUUAUGCUCACCCAAAUGA
This is a messenger RNA of Colletotrichum lupini, 636 nucleotides long. RefSeq lists its product as uncharacterized. Bases 1 to 636 code for a protein of 211 amino acids. Lineage: Eukaryota; Fungi; Ascomycota; Sordariomycetes; Glomerellales; Glomerellaceae. The record is from RefSeq and is a predicted model, not a curated record. The transcript is spliced from 5 exons.